This is a messenger RNA of Eimeria acervulina, 735 nucleotides long. RefSeq lists its product as hypothetical. The transcript has a single exon. The record is from RefSeq and is a predicted model, not a curated record. NCBI's taxonomy places the organism in Eukaryota, Apicomplexa, Conoidasida, Eucoccidiorida, Eimeriidae. The annotation marks the transcript as partial.
AUGGGCAUUCUCUCGUGCCCCGACGACCCCGCCGUCGCUGCAGUAGCAGCAGACUCAGUGACUGAAGAAGCCGCUGGUGCCUCGAUAGCAGCAGAGGCGACAAACACCUCUGUCCCUUCUGGAACGACAGAGCUGGAUGCCACGGAGCCGUGUCCGCAUCUCGACGCUUCCGAUGAAGUCCAACAAGCCCCCCCUACCUGGGGCGCCUGUGCCAGCGAGAAGCAAAACCCGUCGGAAGUAAAAGGCGAAGGAUCGGGCGCACUCGACGACCAGUGCAUUUCUGGCAAAGAUGAGAGGCAUCUGCAGCGGCACCACGAUGAAGCUGAAGGGAGCCUGAAGAAGGAAGGUUCCCCUGAAUGCGCUGAAUGUGGAAAGGACCAACCAGAGGUCGGUAGCUCCCAGGAGGGGAAAGCGGGGAUGUGCGAGACGUGUAGAAGCAAGGCGCAGACUGGGCGCAUGCAGGAUGAAUUGCAGGGGGAGGAAACAUUUGGGCACAACCCCCAGAUGGAGGUGUCGUCUGUAGCGCCUGCCCUUGAGGACACGGAAGGCCCUCACCACCGGGGGCAUGGGCCGGCGGAGGAAGGCGACGAGACUUCAGCAAAGAUACCAGGAGCAAGCCGCGGCAGCAGCAGCAGCAGCAGCGGUGGGAGCGGAUCGGGCACGGCUUCGAACCGCUUGCGGGGUUCGUCUGCUGCGGCUGGCGUGGCCAGCGCAGCAGGAGCUGCAACGGCAGCA